Polyodon spathula (Mississippi paddlefish) is the source of this 2622-nucleotide messenger RNA. RefSeq names its product epsin 1a (gene epn1a). The transcript has 11 exons. The coding region runs from base 712 to 2607 and encodes 631 amino acids. NCBI's taxonomy places the organism in Eukaryota, Metazoa, Chordata, Actinopteri, Acipenseriformes, Polyodontidae. Gene Ontology annotation, biological process: endocytosis. The record is from RefSeq and is a predicted model, not a curated record. Gene Ontology annotation, cellular component: clathrin vesicle coat; endosome; plasma membrane. Gene Ontology annotation, molecular function: phospholipid binding; clathrin binding.
CGGAAACGGGGUGCCAUCUUGUUCCUGUCCCAAAGUGUUUGUGGAGAAAAGGGUCAGAAUCAGAGAGAGAAGAGAAAUCUCGGGGUACAGCGAAAUUAAACAUACCCCCGAAAACAAACACCCGAACAUCGGCUUCAUCUGUUCAGAAAGCGGGGCGAUGGCGGCCCGGUGCAGCUGAGAGCCGGGAGGGAGGGUCUCUCUGACUCGAUGUCUCCAGGGUGCUGCUCAAACAACGUGAGAAAAGGAAAGAGCGAAACAGCCCUCCGAUAAAUCGAGUGCGAAUCACAAACCAGGCUGACCGCUGUGGAGAGAACGACAGAGCGAAGAAAAAACAAGAGGAGUGGCCCACAGUACAGGUGCAACGAGAGGGAGCGAGAGAGGGAAUACAGAGAGAUGAGAAACUGAGCGGAGGGAAGGAAACUAAAAAGCAACGGAGAAGAAGAGAUCUGCAGAAACGACCAACGCUAACCAUAGAUACUAACUGAAGAAGAAAGGAUUUUAAUAUAUUUAUUUACAGAGAGAGAGACAAGCAGACAGAGACACACACACAAAUACACACACACACACACACACACACAGAGAGACAGAAACAACAAGACAGUCAUAUAUACACAGUGACAGACACACAGACAGAGACAGACACAGUCACCCCUUCUCUCUCACUCCUCUGUGUGUGUGUGACCCCCCUCGCACCCCCCGCUCCUCGUUGCCAUGUCGACCUCCUCGCUGCGACGGCAGGUCAAGAACAUCGUCCACAACUACUCUGAGGCAGAGAUCAAGGUCCGUGAAGCCACCUCUAAUGACCCAUGGGGUCCAUCCAGCUCUCUCAUGUCCGAGAUCGCUGACCUCACCUACAACGUGGUGGCCUUCUCCGAGAUCAUGAGCAUGGUGUGGAAGAGACUGAACGACCACGGCAAGAACUGGAGACACGUGUACAAGGCGAUGACUCUGAUGGAGUACCUCAUUAAGACCGGGUCGGAGCGCGUGGCUCAGCAGUGCAGAGAGAAUAUCUAUGCGGUGCAGACGCUGAAGGACUUCCAGUACAUCGACCGGGAUGGGAAGGACCAGGGUGUGAACGUUCGUGAGAAAGCAAAGCAACUCGUAACAUUGCUGAAGGACGAGGAGAGGCUGAAGGAGGAGAGAGUGCACGCCCUGAAAACCAAGGAGAAGAUGGCAUCCUCAGCUCCAACACUGUCUGGAGUGGGCGGAGUAGGCGCGAGUGCUCCGAUGGCAGGGGGCGUGUCUGGAGGAGGGGGUGUGGCCGGAGACCCAGAGCAGGCGUGGCCUCAGAGCAGCGGAGAGGAAGAUCUGCAGCUUCAACUCGCACUGGCCAUGAGCAAAGAGGAGGCUGAACAGUUGUCGGCUCCGCCCCCUCGGACGGACGAUGAGCUGCAGUUGCGAGUGGCUCUCAGUUUGAGUCGUGAGGAGCAUGACAAGGAGGAGCGUUUGAGACGAGGGGAUGAUCUUCGCCUGCAGAUGGCCUUGGAGGAGAGCAAGAGAGAGAAAGCCAAACCUGAAGAGUCCUCUCUGAUGGACCUGGCCAGUGUUUUCCCCGCCUCUGCGACCUCUGUGAGCCCGGCUGACCCCUGGGGGGGUGGAGCCACUCAGAGCCAGGCCGGCACGGACCCCUGGGGCUCUGGAGGGGUCGCGACCUCUGCUGCUGACCCUUGGGGGUCGGGGGAUCAGCCCGUCCCACCCAGCCAUGCCCCCGUGACCUCCACUGACCCUUGGGGCGAGAGCGGGGGGACUGUUAGCAAGGGGGACCCCUGGAGCUCCACAGCCGUGACCCCUCCACCUCCCAGCUUGGACCCCUGGGGUACACCCGCGAGCCCCCCCCAGAGAGACCCCUGGAGCUCAGAGACUCCUCCCAGUUCUGAUCCUUGGGGGGGUAGAGAAAAGCUGCAGCACAGCAACGGGACUGCAGACUCUGACCCGGGUGAGGCUCCACCCCCCCUCUCCCUUUCUCCGGACUCAUUUGAUUUCUCCUCCAUCGGCUCCUCUCUCCCUCCAUCAGUCCCGGCCCGGAAAACUCCAGAGUCCUUCCUGGGUCCCAACGCCUCGCUGGUGGAUCUUGACUCGCUAGUCUCCCAGAAACCCAAAACCAGUGUGACCAGUGCUCCCAGUGCAGUCUCAGCUCCGGCCUCCAACCCAUUCCUCAACACUGGUGUCUCUACCAGUGCCGCCCCCCUUCCUUCUUCCCGAGGGGUCUCCCCCAACCCUUUCUCCUCCUCCCCUCCUCCCCCCUCCUCAUCCUCUCUCAACCUGGGCCAGUUAUCCCAGUUCAACCAGCAGCAGCAGCAGCUCCGCACCAGUCCCUUGCCCCCCCCUCUCUCCAUGGGAAUGGUUCAGCCUGGGCCCCCCCCCCUCUCCAUGGGAAUGGUUCAGCCUGGGCCACCCCCUCUUUCUAUGGGAAUGGUUCAGCCUGGGUUCCCCUAUCCCACUGUCUCGCCCCUGGGGGGUCCCGGGGGCCCCAUUCUGAUUGGGGCCCCUCAUAUGAUGAUGGGAAUGCCAGUGGGCCUGCCCCCUUCCAGUAUGACCAGUUUGCCCAGUAACAGCCAGACUAGCACAGGAGGAGGAGCCAGCAGCACCAACCCGUUUCUGCUGUGAGAGGGGAGAGGGGAG